Kalmanozyma brasiliensis GHG001 is the source of this 990-nucleotide messenger RNA. RefSeq lists its product as uncharacterized. The transcript has a single exon. Bases 1 to 990 code for a protein of 329 amino acids. The record is from RefSeq and is a predicted model, not a curated record. NCBI's taxonomy places the organism in Eukaryota, Fungi, Basidiomycota, Ustilaginomycetes, Ustilaginales.
AUGUCGGACGCUACCGAAGAGAUCAAGCAGGGCGCUUCGGCUCCCGUAGAUCUCAUCUUGGACCUACCGCACGCGAAGACGGUGCCGGUUUGGCUGCCGCUAGCAUCGCGGCUCGAGAGUAGCCUCGAGACGGCCGCUCAAGAUUCAGAUGUCCCCAUCGCUAACAAAUCGAGCGCCGGCCCGCUCAUUCCCUUCAACAAGCUUCCGCCUUACAAGUUUGCCAACCCGCGACUGGCGCAGCACCUCUGGCCAGGGAUGGUGAUGUAUAGCGUGCCGCGCGCAGUCGAGCUUCGCAACCAAGCCGCCAAGCUGAUUGCUGCUGUGCAUAUUCACCGGCAGCUUCAAGUGCACUAUCCGGGCCCCGAUCCGACCACCGGCAGGCUCGGCAGCGUCACGUUCUCCAAGCCGAGCAGAGAGAGACUGCUGUCGAUCAGCUGGGACAGGGCCGAAUUUGACAAGUCGAUCGCGCUCGAGAUCCAGGGUCACAGCCUGAAGUUUGUCGGCUUCGCACCAAAGCUCGACGCGUACUGGAUCACUGCACUUGUCGAAGGCAUCCCAGAGAAUCGUAUGGUGGACGCGGCAGAGGCUGCCAAGCAGGCGCUGAAACCCCAUCAAGUCCUCGACUUCUGGACACUCGAUCUACAGGUAUGGCAAGCAGAGGAACAGGUGGUCAGCGUGCCAUCUGGGUUCCUCUUUAUGCUCGUUGAGCUUCAAAGAGCCCCGAUCAAGACCCCGGGCCAUGAAAUUUCGUUGGACGUCGCCAGCACUCUUCCCGGAUUCAUCGCUGUCGCUGGGAGGAAGUACGAACUGUCGUACGCAUCCCGCUUGGAUCAUUGCUCUUACUGCGAGAGCACAUCGCUGAACGAUUUUCACACCUUUAAGAAUUGCCGGGCGCGCCUCUGCAGCUACUGCCGCAAACCCGGACAUCCGCAACGAUCUUGCCCAGUGGCUAGAGCUGCGCAGGCUGCGGAAAGGGCAGCAUUCAGUUAG